AUGUAUCGUCGAAAUCGAAAAGUUGUGGGGGGUAGAAGUUAUUUGCGUUACAACCCAGACAACCUUGAGCAAGCGUUAGAGGACGUUGCAAAUGGCGCCACCUUCGCAGCGGCGAGUCGGAAGAACUUUCCACGUAGUACUCUGCAGGACAAGUGGUAUGGAAGGCACGGUAAACCGGUGGGCCAUCCGACCGUGUUGAACCGGAUGGAAGAGGCCGUAAUUGUCGACACAAUUAAUGAGCUGGUGAAGUGGUCGUAUCCAUUAUCAAAGCUGGAUUUGCGCCUUAUUAUUAAAGGAUACUUGGAUAAACAAGGUAAAACGACAUGUUUGAAAGACAACAUGCCCGGAAAAGAUUUUAUUGAGUAUUUUAUGAGUCGUCAUAACCUUUCUCAGCGCCUCGCAACCAACAUUAGUCGCUCUAGAGCCUCGGUUUCAAGAGAAGUUGUGACAGAUUUUUUUAACAAUGUGCAAGAGAAAUUAGAGAGUACACCACCCAACCAAAUAUUUAAUUUUGAUGAGACCAACGUCACUGACGACCCGGGUGCAAAAAAAGUUGUCGUUCUGAGAGGGACAAAAAGAGUGGAACGUGUUAUGGAACAUUCAAAGGUAGCAAUAUCUUUAAUGUUCUGUAUAUCUGCAAGUGGUGAUAUUUUGCCCCCAUUUGUAUUCUACAAGACAGAAAACUUGUAUGAAACUUGGUGUGAAGGAGGACCGCCGGGAUCAAAGUAUGACGUGCAAAGACAGGUUGGUUUGAUUCCCGUACAUUUGAACAGUGGUUUCGCCAAAUUUUUCUCCCUCAUGUAG
Messenger RNA from Photinus pyralis (common eastern firefly), 804 nucleotides. RefSeq lists its product as uncharacterized. The record is from RefSeq and is a predicted model, not a curated record. Gene Ontology annotation, cellular component: nucleus. The transcript has a single exon. Lineage: Eukaryota; Metazoa; Arthropoda; Insecta; Coleoptera; Lampyridae. Gene Ontology annotation, molecular function: DNA binding. The coding region runs from base 1 to 804 and encodes 267 amino acids.